This is a messenger RNA of Diorhabda carinulata, 1117 nucleotides long. RefSeq lists its product as uncharacterized. Bases 116 to 1093 code for a protein of 325 amino acids. The record is from RefSeq and is a predicted model, not a curated record. NCBI's taxonomy places the organism in Eukaryota, Metazoa, Arthropoda, Insecta, Coleoptera, Chrysomelidae. The transcript has 4 exons.
UUGCCCUAUCGAUGUCCAUUUGUGAUCAUUUAUGAAGAGCAAGAUUUAUAUUUUAUUCGAUUCAAAAUGACAGCUAAUCAAACUGUCAAAAAAAAGUCAUAUUUGAAUUCUCGAAAUGGCAAAAUCGAUAAAAAAGUUGGAUGAGAGGAUGCCCUCGAAUAUAAAUCAACUUAUUGAUGCAGAUCCCGAUUUUUAUAGAGGAACUGGUUCGUUCAAUUUUCCAAACGGUGACAGAUAUGAAGGAGAAUAUGUUGCUCAUAGGAAGGGUCUCGUUUGGAGAGAAGGAGAAGGAAUAUAUUAUACACAAGAUGGGCAGUCUUAUAAAGGAAAAUGGUAUAAUGACAAGUUAAUAUCGGCAGAAGAGGCGGAGAUUAAUUUUCCAAAUGGUGCUAGAUAUAUAGGACACAUAGAUAACGGUCAAUAUGUGGGAUCUGCCAUGUACACCGUGGAUGAAGGACUUCAUAUUUUGGCAGAGUUCGCUGGUAAUAAGCCAGUUGGACCUAUAACAUUAUUAGAUAUCAAAGGACGCGAGUGGAGUGCCACUGCUGGAGAGAAUGGUGCACUUCUUCUUCCUGAACAUGUAUUUUUUAAUAAUAUAGCUCCAAGAUUAGGUAAAGGUAAAUUGAAAAUUCGAACAAUAGAAGCAAGUACAGAGAAAAUAAUACCUAAAGUUAAACGCCAUAAAAUUAGUUUACAAACAUUGGAAGCUAAAAUCUUUGCAAAAUCUAAGAAAACCAUGUCAGAUUUGAAAUUUGAGGAUUCUUCAUGGUAUCAAAAUUAUGUGAAGUUUAAAACAAGGUAUGACGAAGUCAAGGAGAAAAUUACAAUGAUAGGGGAACAUUCACUGUGCCAAGAAGAUCGGGAAUGGAUCGAAAAAUUCCGUGAGUUUAAAGAAAAAUAUACAAAAAUAAUGGAAAAUAGAGCUACAGCUAAAAAUAAAAAUAUUUGGGAAUACGAACUAUUUGAAUUAUACAAUAGUGAGAAGUACAUGCAAGGUAAUUCUCCGGUAUCCGUCUUUUAUCCAACAGAAACACCUGGAGAAGGAGAAGAAUGCGACUUUGACGACGCCUACAAAUACAGUGUCAAAUUUUAAAUAAAAAUUUGUGUAUAAAUUUUA